Xenopus laevis (African clawed frog) is the source of this 962-nucleotide messenger RNA. RefSeq names its product OTU deubiquitinase, ubiquitin aldehyde binding 1 L homeolog (gene otub1.L). The record is from RefSeq and is marked provisional. Gene Ontology annotation, cellular component: nucleus. Gene Ontology annotation, biological process: negative regulation of double-strand break repair; protein K48-linked deubiquitination; protein deubiquitination. Lineage: Eukaryota; Metazoa; Chordata; Amphibia; Anura; Pipidae. Gene Ontology annotation, molecular function: cysteine-type deubiquitinase activity; hydrolase activity; ubiquitin binding.
CGAUCGGAAAUAUGGCGGCGGAAGAAUCUGAGAGGCAGCAGAAAAGUGAUUGUGACGGUGUGAACUGUCUUACUUACGAUGAAGCAAUUAUUGCUCAGCAGGAUCGUAUUCAGCAGGAGAUUGCUGGUCACACUCCAUUGCUCUCUGAACGUUUGGACCUGUCUGUACUGUACCAAGAGUAUGCCUCUGAUGACCAGGUUUACCAAAACAAGCUCAAGGAUCUACAUAGAAGAUACAAUCACAUACGACGUACACGGCCAGAUGGGAACUGUUUCUAUCGAGCGUUUGGCUUCUCUUAUUUAGAAGCUUUGCUUGGAGGAGGACCAGAGCUUGCAAGGUUCAAGGAGGUGUCAUUACACAGUAAGGAUGAACUGAUAAGGCAGGGAUUUACAGAGUUUACUAUAGAAGAUUUCCACAAUACGUUUAUGGACCUCAUUGCACUUGUGGAAAAGCAUCCUGCUGUUCCUGAGCUCUUAGCUGCAUUUAACGAGCAGACCGUGUCCGAUUAUGUGGUGGUGUACUUACGUCUCCUGACAUCGGGUCACUUACAGAAAGAAAGCAUCUUCUACCAGCAUUUUAUAGAGGGAGGAAGAAGUGUCAAAGAAUUCUGCCAGCAGGAGGUGGAGCCCAUGUGUAAGGAAAGUGACCAUAUACACAUCAUUGCUCUGUCCCAGGCCCUAAAUGUCUCCAUCCAGGUUGAAUAUAUGGACAGGGGCGAGGGGGGAGCCACAGUCACCCAUGUUUUCCCUGAAGGUUCAGAUCCCCCUCAGGUCUUUCUAUUAUACCGACCUGGACACUACGACAUUCUCUACAAGUGACCUGAAUCCUCGCUGUUCUGUAAACCCCUUUCUGCAAAACUGUUCUUUUCCCUCCCUCCCCCCCCAUCGUCUGAGCUUCCCUUUCCCCCAUCUUCCCUGUCUGUUACGUUUUAUCUCUAAUGAGAAAAUAAAUAAUAAAAUCCA